Messenger RNA from Sphaeramia orbicularis (orbiculate cardinalfish), 2731 nucleotides. RefSeq names its product propionyl-CoA carboxylase subunit alpha (gene pcca). Gene Ontology annotation, molecular function: propionyl-CoA carboxylase activity; ATP binding; metal ion binding. The record is from RefSeq and is a predicted model, not a curated record. Gene Ontology annotation, cellular component: mitochondrion. The coding region runs from base 22 to 2154 and encodes 710 amino acids. The transcript has 23 exons. NCBI's taxonomy places the organism in Eukaryota, Metazoa, Chordata, Actinopteri, Kurtiformes, Apogonidae.
GACCCGAGGAAGUUUGGCAAUAUGGCGUCGCACGGUUUGUCUCCAUCACUGAAUAGACUGCUGUUAGCCCUAAAGUAUGCAACAUUCCAGCCUAGAUGUUGUGCAGUACACAAGGCUCAUUAUAGCACAGUCUAUAAUGGCAAUGAAAAGACCUUUGAUAAGAUCCUGAUUGCAAACAGAGGAGAGAUUGCUUGUAGGGUGAUCAAGACAUGUAAGAAAAUGGGCAUCCAGACUGUAGCAGUUCACAGUGAUGUGGACUCCAGUGCUGUCCAUGUAAAGAUGGCUGAUGAGGCAGUGUGUGUUGGUCCUGCUCCCACUAGUAAAAGCUACCUGAACAUGGACGCCAUCAUGGAUGCCAUCAGAUCAACUGGAGCACAAGCGGUUCAUCCUGGCUAUGGGUUUCUCUCUGAAAACAAAGAGUUUGCAAAGCGGCUUGCAGCAGAAGGAGUGACAUUUAUUGGUCCGGACACUCAUGCUAUCCAGGCAAUGGGAGAUAAAAUUGAGAGCAAGCUAAUUGCUAAGGCUGCAAAGGUCAACACUAUUCCAGGGUUUGAUGGAGUUGUCAAGACUGCUGAGGAAGCUGUGAAGAUCGCACAGGACAUUGGUUACCCAGUGAUGAUUAAAGCUUCUGCAGGAGGAGGAGGAAAGGGAAUGAGGAUUGCUUGGAACAAUGAGGAGACGAGAGAAGGUUUCCGUUUUUCAUCCCAAGAGGCAGCAUCCAGCUUUGGAGAUGACAGGCUGCUCAUUGAGAAGUACAUAGACAAUCCCAGACACAUAGAGAUACAGGUGUUGGCUGAUAAGCAUGGUAAUGCUCUGUGGCUAAAUGAGAGGGAGUGCUCCAUCCAGAGGAGGAACCAGAAGGUGGUGGAGGAAGCUCCCAGUACUUUCCUGGAUCCGUCAACGCGGCGAGCGAUGGGAGAACAGGCGGUGCAACUAGCCAAGGCUGUCCAGUACUCCUCCGCUGGGACUGUGGAGUUCCUGGUGGAUUCUAAGAAGAAUUUCUAUUUUCUGGAGAUGAACACACGACUACAGGUGGAACAUCCAAUCACAGAGUGCAUUACUGGUCUGGACCUCGUGGAGCAAAUGAUCCGGGUCGCCAAGGGUUACAAACUGCAUCAUAAACAGGAAGACAUCCCAAUAAAUGGCUGGGCCAUUGAGAGCCGAGUGUAUGCUGAAGACCCAUACAAGUCUUUUGGCCUUCCCUCAAUUGGACGACUGUCUCAAUAUCAAGAGCCAGUCAACCUCUGCAAUGUGCGUGUAGACAGUGGCAUCCAGGAAGGAAGUGACAUCAGUAUCUACUAUGACCCCAUGAUCUCCAAGUUGGUCACUUAUGGCGCUACGCGAGCUGAAGCCCUUUCCAAAAUGGAGGAUGCUCUGGACAACUAUGUGAUCAGAGGUGUUACCCACAACAUUCCUCUCCUACGGGAGAUCAUCACGCACCCUCGCUUCAUCUCUGGUGACAUUAGCACCAACUUCUUGCCUGAAGUCUACCCUGAUGGGUUCAAAGGUCACCAGUUGGAGGCCAGUACACGCAGAGAGCUGUUGGCCUCUGCAGCAGCUCUCCAUGUCGCUUCUCAGCUGCGUUCACAGAGGAUCCUGGGUAAUCAGAGGGUGUCCAACAGCCCUGUGGAGUGCAGCUGCUGGGAGCUGGUUGUAAAGCUGGGGAAGGAAGCCCACCCCGUGACUGUUACCAGAUCAGGAAAUACUUACACUGUGGAGGUAGAUGGAGAGAGAGUGGAGGUGUGUGGACAGUGGAGCCUGGCCUCCCCACUGCUGCCGCUAACCAUCAACAACACACACAGAAUGCUACAGAGUCUGUCCAGAGAUGCAUCAGGAGAGAUAGUCCUACAGUACCUUGGCACAUCGUUUAAGGUUCGUGUUCUGUCCAAGUUGGCAGCAGAGUUGAACUCGUACAUGCCUGAGAAGGUUCCAGAAGACACCACCAGUAUCCUGCGCUCACCGAUGCCUGGAACAGUGGUGGCGGUGUCUGUCAAAGCUGGAGAUACGGUCGCAGAGGGACAGGAGAUCUGUGUGAUUGAAGCCAUGAAGAUGCAGAAUAGUUUAACUGCUGUCAGGCAAGCAAAGGUCAAGAGUGUCCACUGUAAAGCAGGAGAGACUGUGGGAGAAGGAGACCUGCUCGUAGAACUGGAAUAAACUGAAAGCUGUGAUGCUGGUCCACAGUCAGAACCAGGAUGUGCCUUCCUUCUGUCUGUGUUCAGAAGAAGACUGGACUGUUGUAAAAUGCAGAUCCAUGAUCAAGACUCAAGAACAAGAUCAAACAUUUACUUUUCACUCCACAGUCAUUCUAUGAAUUGAAAAAAUCCAUCUUUAUUCACAGUUUGUUUCUGUUUAUACUUUGAGCAUCGUGAAGCAAGUUCAUCCAGUCUGGAGUGUAUUUGUGUGUAUUUCUGUUAUCCAGCUCAACAACACCUCACCUUGUUCUUUUAAAUCAGAAGUUCCCACUCCAUUUAUUUUUGGCUCCUAAUGACCAUUUACAAACCUGUACAGAGAGCUGUAUAUUUGCCUCAAGAACACCCUGUAAUCCUAAACAUAUGAGGAAUUUCAGAAUGUAGUAUAAUACAACAGCUGCUUCAAAACCAGGAAUGGACACUGCCACUAAAUGUGAGUUAAUAUUUGGAACAAUAUCACAUUAAGGCACAAAUGGAUCUGAUAAUACAGUUGAUCAAAAUGAUAUCAAUUGCUUUUUAUAAAUUAAAUUCUGUUAAAUGAC